Messenger RNA from Apodemus sylvaticus (European woodmouse), 1906 nucleotides. It is a transcript of the gene Ap2m1, whose product is annotated as adaptor related protein complex 2 subunit mu 1. Gene Ontology annotation, molecular function: clathrin-cargo adaptor activity. NCBI's taxonomy places the organism in Eukaryota, Metazoa, Chordata, Mammalia, Rodentia, Muridae. Gene Ontology annotation, biological process: intracellular protein transport; clathrin-dependent endocytosis. The transcript has 11 exons. The record is from RefSeq and is a predicted model, not a curated record. Gene Ontology annotation, cellular component: AP-2 adaptor complex; cytoplasmic vesicle. The coding region runs from base 153 to 1454 and encodes 433 amino acids.
GGGAGCACUGCAGUGAAAGCCGAAGCAGCAGACAGGCAAGCUGGGGGCGGGCGGACAUCUUGGGAUCCGAGAGUGGCCAGGCCGGCCUUGUGGGAGCUGCUGACUCCAGGUCUGUUCUCAGAGCAAUGGGUCACAGAGACUGAGCUGCCACCAUGAUCGGAGGCUUAUUCAUCUAUAAUCACAAGGGGGAGGUGCUUAUCUCCCGGGUCUACAGAGAUGACAUCGGGAGGAAUGCUGUGGAUGCCUUUCGGGUCAAUGUCAUUCAUGCACGGCAGCAGGUGCGCAGCCCUGUCACAAACAUCGCUCGCACCAGCUUCUUCCAUGUUAAGCGGUCCAACAUCUGGCUGGCCGCAGUCACCAAGCAGAAUGUCAAUGCCGCCAUGGUCUUCGAAUUCCUCUACAAGAUGUGUGAUGUAAUGGCUGCUUACUUUGGCAAGAUCAGUGAGGAGAACAUCAAGAACAAUUUUGUGCUCAUAUACGAGCUGCUGGAUGAGAUUCUGGACUUUGGCUACCCACAGAACUCAGAGACAGGUGCACUGAAAACCUUCAUCACUCAACAGGGUAUCAAGAGUCAGACAAAAGAGGAACAGUCCCAGAUCACCAGCCAGGUGACCGGGCAGAUUGGCUGGCGCCGGGAAGGCAUCAAGUAUCGCCGGAAUGAGCUCUUCCUAGAUGUCCUGGAGAGUGUGAACCUGCUUAUGUCCCCACAGGGGCAGGUGCUGAGUGCCCAUGUGUCAGGCCGGGUGGUGAUGAAGAGUUACCUGAGCGGCAUGCCUGAGUGCAAGUUUGGAAUGAAUGACAAGAUUGUCAUCGAAAAGCAGGGCAAAGGCACAGCUGAUGAAACAAGCAAGAGCGGUAAGCAGUCGAUCGCCAUUGAUGACUGCACCUUCCACCAGUGUGUGCGACUCAGCAAGUUUGACUCUGAGCGGAGCAUCAGCUUCAUCCCUCCUGAUGGAGAGUUUGAACUCAUGAGAUACCGUACUACCAAGGACAUCAUCCUUCCUUUCCGGGUGAUCCCAUUGGUGAGGGAGGUGGGACGCACCAAGCUGGAGGUCAAGGUGGUCAUCAAGUCCAACUUCAAGCCCUCACUUCUGGCCCAGAAGAUUGAGGUGAGGAUUCCAACCCCACUGAACACAAGCGGGGUGCAGGUGAUCUGCAUGAAGGGGAAGGCCAAGUACAAGGCCAGCGAGAACGCCAUCGUGUGGAAGAUCAAACGCAUGGCGGGCAUGAAGGAAUCACAGAUCAGCGCAGAGAUUGAGCUCCUGCCCACCAAUGAUAAGAAAAAAUGGGCUCGGCCCCCCAUCUCCAUGAACUUUGAGGUGCCAUUCGCGCCUUCUGGCCUCAAGGUGCGCUACUUGAAGGUAUUCGAACCGAAGCUGAACUACAGCGACCACGACGUCAUCAAAUGGGUGCGAUACAUUGGCCGCAGUGGCAUUUAUGAAACCCGCUGCUAGCUGCCUAGUUGCAGCUGGCCACCUCCCUCCCACCCUUCCACAGGUCCAAGUACCCCAGUGGCCGCUCACCAGUGUCGUUGCUCCCUCCUGCUCUGCUGCCUUCCUUUUCCAACAGCCCCGAGGAUAGGUCUGAACCAGCCACAUCACGGUGGCACUGCUCAGGCAGUGCCUGGCUUCCUGGGAAGGUGGCUUUUGAGGCUUCUCUUCCGUCUGUCCUGGCUUAGUGCCAGGCCCUGAGUUUUGUGAACAAAGCCAGGUGGUCCCCUCUUCUCUUUACCCUUGUGGCCACACUCUGCAAUGGGAAGGCUGACUCCCCCUCACCUCAGAGCUCCCCCAAAGGCCAGUAACGGAUCCCCAGUCUGUAGUCCCUACUCUGCUUUGGGAUAGUAUGAGCUUCAUUUUGUACACGUGUGACUUUGUCCAGUUAUAAACCCAAUAAACGGUAGAGUGGA